Entrophospora candida is the source of this 537-nucleotide messenger RNA. NCBI's taxonomy places the organism in Eukaryota, Fungi, Glomeromycota, Glomeromycetes, Entrophosporales, Entrophosporaceae. The record is from the annotation of a GenBank genome assembly.
AUGACAUCUUUGUUCACCUCAAUAAAUAACUCACCACUAGAUGUCAAUAAUGGUGUCACGGAAAGAGCAAAUAGUACAAAAGUUCUUUGUAAAUUCAAAAAUAGCAAGAGGUUCACAAAUGUGAAGGCUGCAAUAAAAAGAGAUUCAGUAAUUUCAGCUGUUGGAGAAGUUGGAAAUCGUCAAAACAACUUGGUUAUCCUUAUUUCAACAAAUACAAAAAGUGUAUUAAGUGCUGGUUCAAGUGUUUCAAGAUUAGAAAAUAUUUCUAAUUCAGUGAUAUGGGAUUUGCAAUCUAUUACUCCAAAAUUGAAACAAAAAGCUGAUAUCCAAACAAAAUAUGCAAAGCAACUAUCUAAAGAAGGUAUAGAUACUUUUUGUCAAUUGCUUCUUCAUGCAACAAUUUCAUGUAGAUGGUCUUUUAAUUGGGUAGAGGAUCAGAAACUUCUGAAGGAAGAAGUUUGGUUUGGGGUGGUAACAAUAUUUCAACUGAAAGAUAAAGAGAAAUUGGGUGCGAUGAAUACAUUGAAACUUGGUUAG